Messenger RNA from Aspergillus melleus, 1585 nucleotides. RefSeq lists its product as uncharacterized. The transcript has a single exon. Gene Ontology annotation, biological process: carbohydrate metabolic process. Gene Ontology annotation, molecular function: aldehyde-lyase activity. The coding region runs from base 1 to 1566 and encodes 521 amino acids. NCBI's taxonomy places the organism in Eukaryota, Fungi, Ascomycota, Eurotiomycetes, Eurotiales, Aspergillaceae. The record is from RefSeq and is a predicted model, not a curated record.
AUGAUCGUCCUCCGAAGUCCGAAAGGCUGGACUGCCCCGAAAGAAGUCGACGGCAAGCGCCUGGAAGGUUUCUGGCGGGCGCAUCAAAUCCCCAUUACCGACGUUAACACAAAUGAGAAGCAUCUCAAGGUACUGGAGGAUUGGAUGAGGAGUUAUAAACCGGAUGAGGUAUUCGAUAAAUCCGGGAGACUGAUCCCCGAGCUUCGAGAACUAGCUCCUAUAGGUGUAUCUCGAAUGAGCGCGAACCCGAUCGGUAACGGCGGUCUUGUUCGCAGGCCUCUCGAUAUUCCUGAUUUCCGGACGUACGGACUUCGCAAUAUUGAGCCGGGAGUCACCGUGCGAGGCAGCAUGGUCAACAUGUCUACGUUCCUUCGGGACGUGAUGGCCCAAAACAUCAAGACCUUCCGUUUGUUCGGGCCCGACGAGACCGAAUCCAACAAGCUCGCCAAGGUCUACGAGGCUGGCAAGAAGGUCUGGAUGGCCGAGUACUUUGACGAGGACACAGACGGGGGCAAUCUCGCCUUCGCCGGGCGCGUGAUGGAAAUGCUUAGUGAACAUACUUGUGAGGGCUGGCUGGAGGGAUACGUGCUAUCCGGCAGACAUGGUCUACUCAACAGCUACGAGCCAUUUAUCCAUGUUAUCGACUCCAUGGUCAACCAACACUGUAAAUGGAUUGAAAAGUGUCUAGAGGUGGAAUGGCGGGCGAAGGUGGCGUCGCUGAAUAUCCUUCUCACUGCGACCGUCUGGCGACAAGAUCAUAACGGAUUCACCCAUCAAGAUCCCGGGUUCCUCGACGUUGUCGCUAACAAGAGCCCCGAAGUCGUUCGCAUUUAUCUCCCCCCAGACGGAAAUACUCUCCUCUCGGUGACGAACCACUGCCUCGCAAGCGUCAACUACGUCAAUGUGAUCGUCGCCGACAAGCAAGACCACAUCCAAUUCCUGAACAUGGAUGAAGCGAUCGCCCACUGCACCAAGGGUGCCGGCAUCUGGGACUGGGCUAGCAACGACCACAACGUGGAGCCCGACGUUGUCAUGGCCGCCUGCGGUGACGUUCCGACACAUGAAGCACUCGCCGCGACGUCUCUUCUCCGUGAACAUUUGCCCGGCGUGAAAGUGCGUUUCGUCAACGUGGUCGACCUAUUCCGCCUCAUCUCCGAAACAAACCACCCGCAUGGCAUGUCGGACCGACAAUGGAAGGCGCUCUUCACCGAGGACAAGCCUAUCAUCUUCAACUUCCAUUCAUACCCCUGGCUCAUCCAUCGAUUGACAUACAAGCGACCGGGCCAACAUAAUCUACACGUCAGGGGAUACAGAGAAAAGGGCAAUAUCGAUACGCCGUUCCAGCUUGCUGUCAGGAAUCAGACCGAUCGGUAUCGCCUGGCUAUCGACGCGAUCGAUCGGAUACCCGGGCUUGGUAACAGAGCAGCAGGGGUCCGUGAGACGUUCAUUAACUUGCAGCUGGCGGCGAAGGAGGACACUAUGGAAAACGGCAUUGAUCCAGAAUAUAUUCGCAAUUGGAAGUGGCCGUAUCCGAAGAAUCAGGAGGGAAAUGUCUAUACCAUGUAGUCGGAUAUUGAACGAUUUU